GUAGAUACUCCGUAGAGAGGAGGGCCGACACUCCGACACCAGACACCAGACACCAGGCAGUCGGUCGACGGCAGAAGAAGUUACCCGUCGGUCCCUGCUGCUCUGGACAACCGACAUUUGGCCUCUUUAAACAACAACAGCAAUCAUGGCAGAAGCCCACCAGGCGGUGGCCUUCCAGUUCACUGUCACUCCGGAGGGCAUUGAUCUGCAGCUGUCCCACCAGGCUCUCACUGAGAUCUACCUCUCUGGUGUGCGCUCCUGGAAGAAGCGUAUCAUUAGACUCAAGAACAGUGUGAUAACAGGGGUAUAUCCUGCUAGUCCGUCCUCCUGGCUUUUUGUGGUCAUAGCAAUCCUGGCUACUAUGUACACUCGCUCCGACCCCUCCAUGGGACUCAUAGCCAAGAUACAGGAGCACCUGCCAGUCAGUCAGUCUAUGAGUACCCAGUGCCAGGCGUUGGUGUCGGCGGUGCUCUUCAGCACCAUGCUAUGGCUCUUGCUCAUCUUCACCAUGCGCCUGUGCCUCAAGCAGCUCCUCUCUUACCACCGCUGGAUGUUCGAGCAGCACGGCAAGAUGUCCAACACCACCAAAGUCUGGGUGGCGCUGGUGCGGAUCUUUUCUGGCAGAAAGCCUCUGCUCUACAGCUACCAGGGUUCGCUGCCAAACCUGCCUUUGCCUCCCAUCAAGGACACAGUCAAGAGGUAUCUGGAAUCAGUGCGUCCGCUGAUGGAUGAUACAGAGUAUGAACGCAUGACCAACCUGGCAGCAGAGUUUGAGAGCAGCCUCGGUAACCGCCUGCAGUGGUACCUCAAACUCAAAGCCCUCUGGGCCGCCAACUAUGUUAGUGACUGGUGGGAGGAAUAUGUCUAUCUACGUGGACGGAGCCCGUUAAUGGUCAACAGUAACUAUUAUGGCAUGGACUUCUUGUAUGUGACACCCACACCCAUCCAGGCGGCCAGAGCAGGCAACAGCAUUUAUGCGUUCUUCCUAUACCGCCGCAAACUCAACAAAGAAGAGAUUAAACCUAGUCGUAUACCAGGCGCUGGUAUUCCUUUGUGUGCAGCUCAGUGUGAGAGGAUAUUCAACACCACACGCACUCCUGGAGAGGAGACCGACUCUGUGCAGCAUUGGCAGGACAGCGACUACAUAGCGGUAUACCACAGGGGUCGCUACUUUCGUCUUAGGGUGUACCAGGCAGGCAGACUCCUGUGCCCCAGGGAGAUUGAAUUCCAGAUUCAGAGGAUCCUCGAUGACCCUGCACCUCCUUCCAAAGGAGAAGCCAAUCUCGGUGCCCUGACCGCUGGAGAUAGAAUUCCAUGGGCUAAAGCCAGGACAAAGUAUUUCAGCAGUGGGGUCAAUAAACGCUCUCUGGACUGCAUUGAGAAAGCCGCCUUCUUUGUGACCUUGGAUGAUGAUGAACAGGGCAUGAUGGGAGAUGACCCGGCAGCUAGUUUAGAUUGCUAUGCCAAAUCCUUGUUGCAUGGGAAAUGCUAUGACAGGUGGUUUGACAAGUCCUUUUCAGUUGUUUACUUCAAGAAUGGAAAGAACGGCAUAAACGCAGAGCACUCGUGGGCCGAUGCACCAGUGUUAUCACACUUAUGGGAGUAUACCUUGGCCACCGACUGUUUCCAGCUCGGUUACAAUGCAGAGGGUCACUGCAAAGGAGAAGUGGAUUCAUCACUACCACGACCACAGAAGCUGAACUGGGAAAUCCCUCCAGAAUGUGAGGAGCAGAUCUCCCAGUCUCUGGCGGUGGCGCAGGCCCUGGCUGACGAUGUGGACUUCCAUGUUUUUGCCUUCCGAGACUUUGGCAAAGGAAAGGUCAAGAAGUGUCGAGUCAGUCCAGAUGCCUUCAUUCAGAUAGCUCUUCAGUUGGCCUACUUCAGGUGUGAGAAGGAAAAGGGUCCAUAGAAAAACAAAUAAAGAAGUGUGAUUCAAGUACAGCACGGCUUAUUGUUUUAGUUUAGUUUUAACCAUUGGAAGAAAUAUAAUCAACCCUAAAUUACAAACGUUAUUAUUGUGUGUUGAUUAUUAUAAAAAAGGCCAGUAGGAAUUGCACCACUCAAAGUUAGGAAUUUCUAUCCUAAUUUUAACACUUCACCUUAUUGCAGGGAGUACUUUAACAUAAGUUCAAGUGGAGUGCGUUUUGACAGCAUUAAGUAUGCCACAUUAUUUUUGCCACUAAUUUUCUGUCGUUUGGAAAAACGCAGUUGGAAGUGUGUGAUACACCCUGAGACUGUUGAGUCGAUUCCAGUUUCUACCAUCUGAAUGCAACAUUGCUGUAACAGUGACACCAGGUAUUUUAAAAUCUUGGAAGUCUGUGACUUCUCCGUGUUUACUCAUUAUCUAUUCAUCUGCUUUCUAUAAAAACACGAUUGUAAUGCUGUGCUGAGCGUGUCAGUCUGUUUAUACAUGUAGUGAAGUGACACGGCUCUAAUAAACUCAUAGGUUGGCAUUACUCUUUGGCUAGUAUUAUAUUCAGUGCCAACUUCAUUUUACUUAUUUAAAUUCAAACUGUACAUACAAAUAAUGUGGGUCAGUUUUCUUUCAGUGGUCAGUGAGCAAUUCAGACGUACCAAGUUAAAAGCUGUAACUCCAGUUAUUUCACUGCCAUCUAUAAAUCUGUUUCGUCUGUUUUAUUUUGUAUCUGUUAUUAAAUAAGCGCCAUAACAAUGCAAGCUGUAUUUAUCAACAUCACUCAGUCUCAAGCAGUGCUGCAGGUCAGAUGUGGAUUACAUGUUCAGUGACAUUUUGAAGUCAAAGCCGCCUGAUUGAAGGAUGGCGUGUUACCAUUGACACAGAUUCCCACUGAUAAUUGCCUUUUUUUGUUUUCACUCCAAAUCAGUUGAGCUUGUCUCAUUGUAUUGCUAUUGUCAGCUUUUUUUAUUGCAAUAUUAUGAGGUAACAUAAAGUCAUUCUUAAAGAAAAAA
Messenger RNA from Morone saxatilis (striped sea-bass), 2928 nucleotides. Its product is annotated as carnitine O-palmitoyltransferase 1, liver isoform-like. Gene Ontology annotation, biological process: fatty acid metabolic process; carnitine metabolic process. Gene Ontology annotation, cellular component: mitochondrion. The record is from RefSeq and is a predicted model, not a curated record. Gene Ontology annotation, molecular function: carnitine O-palmitoyltransferase activity. Lineage: Eukaryota; Metazoa; Chordata; Actinopteri; Moronidae.